This is a messenger RNA of Suillus bovinus, 1506 nucleotides long. RefSeq lists its product as uncharacterized. NCBI's taxonomy places the organism in Eukaryota, Fungi, Basidiomycota, Agaricomycetes, Boletales, Suillaceae. The record is from RefSeq and is a predicted model, not a curated record. The transcript is spliced from 19 exons. Bases 189 to 1292 code for a protein of 367 amino acids.
GCUUGCAGGCGAUGUAGCAUCGCUCAUUUUGAACACAGCUCGUUUGAUUAUCAUUGACGCUUAGUAUCUUGGCAAGGUCCACGUCCUGAUAAUGUCCGAUUUACCCAUCUCUCAAGGACAUCACAGGAUCAGCGGCUUCAUUUUACCUUCUAUUCAUAGCACAACUAUUCGAUCUAAGAGUCACUCUGAUGAUGUCGAUCCCACUGAACGCCCAAAUAAUCAGUGAGGCGGUAGAAGCCUCUCAAACAAUUGCUGUUGGCGUCCUUGGCUUUACAAUUCUGGUGUGGGAUCAUGCAAUCACUUUUGCAGACGAGGUGAAGAUGAUAUGGGGCCGUCCGAAGAAUCUCUUGACGUGCUUAUUCUUGCUCAAUCGGUACCUCACACCUGUUGGUUUCAUCGUGAACCUUAUUGCAUAUAGCCUGCCCUCUUGGUCGUUCAUAAAAUGCGAGCAUUUCGUUCGGUACGAGGGGGCUAUGACGGCAGUUGGGAUUCAAGUUGUGGGACUAAUGAUGUUCCUGCGUGUUCGAGCUAUGUACCACGACAACAGAUGUGUUGUAAUCUUCGUGGCAUCGUUGUUGUUUGCUUGGGUGGCGCUUAGCGCUUUUCUGUUGUCUCACGGUGUAGCUGUAUCUCACUCUUCUUCUAUACAUUCUUGUCGCAUGGAGUUCUCUGAUUCUUUGGUUCUUUCAUCUGCAUGGGCAUGGAUUCCUCUCUUCUAUGACACAGUCGUCUUUGCCUUGACUUUGAACCGAACAUUGCCCUCGAUACAAAAUAAAGAGGCAGGGCAUAUCGUCCACAGGCUAUUCACAGAUGGUGUUUUAUUCUACAGUGUAUUGUGUACCAUAAACCUUAUCUUUACCAUCAUGGUUGUGAGGGCUCCACGUGGCUUGAAGAACAUUACUGGACAACUGGAACUCAUAUUAACCGUCGCUAUGAUGUCACGCAUCACGCUCAACUUGAAGAAGGAGGGCACACGUGAUUCUGUACCACUCGACACACACCUUGGAAGUAAAUUUCCGCUCUACUUCGAUUGUCAAAGGCCUGUCCAAGAUAUUAUGAAGUCGCAACGACCAGCUCCUAGCUCCAAGACUUUUCCAAUGAGAACAAAAUCAUUCGAAAUGCAAGGUCAUGCAAGAGCUUUUGACGGCGAUGUAUGCUCUCAAGGACAGCGAGACAACGAAGCUCGCAUCUGCUUUACCUGCCCUGCAGUGACUGGUGCAUUGGACCCUGCGGACAAUGAACGCAGCAGGUACCAGGAGGCAAUAGAGAUUGUCGUACAGACUACUGUAUGACAUGGACUUGCGAAAUACCAAAUGUUAUACUACUAAUAAUUGUCAUUUCCUUCGUACCUUAGAGCUAAUUAGAAAAUCAUACGAUUAUUAAGACAACAGGCUGUUAUUUACAGUAUAUACUGUAUACACAGUACUCGUACCAUUACGUCACUAGUAGCUUUAUACUUUGAGAAUGGCAUCCGAGGAGAGUAAUAAUUAGUACUAUUUGUGCACA